Messenger RNA from Centrocercus urophasianus (Greater sage-grouse), 1465 nucleotides. RefSeq names its product quinoid dihydropteridine reductase (gene QDPR). Bases 52 to 768 code for a protein of 238 amino acids. Gene Ontology annotation, cellular component: cytoplasm. NCBI's taxonomy places the organism in Eukaryota, Metazoa, Chordata, Aves, Galliformes, Phasianidae. Gene Ontology annotation, molecular function: NADH binding; NADPH binding; 6,7-dihydropteridine reductase activity. The record is from RefSeq and is a predicted model, not a curated record. The transcript is spliced from 7 exons. Gene Ontology annotation, biological process: L-phenylalanine catabolic process; tetrahydrobiopterin biosynthetic process.
GGCUGUGCUGUGCUGCGUUGCCGGGCGGGCUGCAGGUUGCUGGCGGCGAGCAUGGCUGUGGCGGGCAGGGUGCUGGUGUACGGCGGUAGAGGGGCCCUGGGGUCCCAGUGCGUGCAGUACUUCAAGUCCAGGAACUGGUGGGUCGCCAGCAUCGACCUGUCCGAGAACGAGGAGGCCAGCGCCAGCGUGGUGGUGAGAGCCGCAGAGUCCUUCACCGAGCAGGCCGAGCAGGUGACAGCAGAGAUUGGAAAGCUGCUUGGUGAAGAGAAGGUGGAUGCGAUCUUAUGUGUAGCAGGAGGAUGGGCUGGAGGCAGUGCCAAAGCUAAAUCUUUGUACAAAAACUGUGAUCUGAUGUGGAAACAAAGUGUUUGGACAUCCACUAUUUCCAGUCACCUAGCCACAAAACAUCUGAAAGAAGGAGGUCUCUUGACUUUGACAGGAGCUCAAGCUGCUUUAUCUGGAACUCCAGGGAUGGUUGGCUAUGGCAUGGCUAAAGGAGCAGUGCACCAGCUGUGUCAGAGCUUGGCUGGUGCCAAUAGUGGUUUGCCAUCUGGCUCUGCUGCUGUUGCUAUUUUACCAGUUACCUUGGAUACACCAGCGAACAGGAAAUCAAUGCCUGAUGCAGAUUUCAGCUCUUGGACAUCCUUAGAAUUCAUCGCUGAAACCUUUUAUGACUGGAUAACAGGAAAGAAUCGACCAAACUCAGGGAGUCUAAUCCAGGUGAUAACUGCCAAAGGGAAGACUGAACUCGUUCCAGCACAUCUUUGAUGUCGGAUGCUUAAGACUGGAACUUCAGCAAAGGAGAAGCUAUGGAAAGUCUGUCUGCCAGCAUAAUUUGAGUGCUCGUGUGUAUCCAGUGAUUGUAACAAUGUCAUUAUUGGAAUCAAAUUUCAAGUAAUAUUUCUGUGCUGUCCAUUGUGAGCUAUCUGUGCUUAUUUACCAGAAAGUAUCAAGCAUUUGUCUCUAAAUUGAAGCUGCAGGCUUUGGAGUCUGUAGAUGUCCUAAAUCCUGAGCAUUAUAAGGUCAUUUCUCUGAAAUGGGAAUUGCAUUAAUGUUGUGUGAUCUCAUAUGUAAUGUUGGUUACUUUUCUCAGUCAGUGUUUCUAGCAAUUUACCGUGAAUCUGUCAGUUGUCUUUUCUUUCUCUGUCUGGGAAUAUAGCUCUACCCCUGCUAUUAUGUUGGCUGUAGUUAUAGGAAACACUGUGAUCGUAUGUCCUAGUCUUCUAACACUUUCCUUCUGUAUGCUCUGCUGGAGUUAGUGGAACUCUAUAGGGAUUACUAACUUGAGGAGUUCCUAAUUUGCCUUACAGUUUAUAAACUGCUGUCAGGCCUACAGUUGUAGGAUGAAACAGCAGUUUUGCCAAAUGCCUUUGUGUUAGUACAUAAAUACUAGGAAAAAGUGUACACUUCUAUUUGAACAUAAAUAUUUUGUGCUAAAUAAAUAUAUAUUGUUUUACAUAUUGAA